This is a messenger RNA of Suillus discolor, 641 nucleotides long. RefSeq names its product Endoribonuclease L-PSP. The transcript has 4 exons. The coding region runs from base 204 to 578 and encodes 124 amino acids. Lineage: Eukaryota; Fungi; Basidiomycota; Agaricomycetes; Boletales; Suillaceae. Gene Ontology annotation, molecular function: deaminase activity. Gene Ontology annotation, cellular component: cytosol; mitochondrion. The record is from RefSeq and is a predicted model, not a curated record.
UCCGCUAUCUUGUGACACCAUCCUGCAGCUCAUGUGGUUUGGCGAUAUUUAUGCCAGGUAGGACCUAACGGUCUAAGAUAAGAUGUCUGGUCACCUGAACAACUUACUCGGGAUAGCACUUGUCCCUAUAUUAUGUAGCUCGAUAUCAAGUUCAUUAUUCCAAUCCCCUUGAAUCUGUUUUCCUUUUGCCAUUGAUAUUCAACAUGUCUGUUCAAAAAAUCAACAGCCCCGAAAGGCCGCUAGUACCUAUGUACUCGCAUGCGGUGAAGAUCCCGGGUCUUAUCUUCUGUAGCGGGCAAACCCCUAUGGACAGUACAGGCAACGUGGUCCCAGGAGACAUCAAAGCCCACACUGCUCAAUGCCUCUCUAACUUGACCGACGUAUUGAAUGCCGCUGGUUCGUCAUGGGACAAGGUGGUGAAAGUGAACAUUUACCUCAAGAGCAUGGGCGACUACGCAGCUAUGAACGAGGUGUAUAUCAAGGCUCUCCCGGACCCUAAGCCGGCUCGUACAUGUAUCCAAGCUGGUGGACUGCCUUAUGAUGUGGACGUAGAGAUCGAAGCGAUUGCUGCAGUUUGAUUAUCAUACUUGCAAUUUUCCAAGAAUUAUGUUUAGGCUUGUCAACAUGAGUUACUUACUGUU